Molecule: messenger RNA, 1105 nt
Organism: Neurospora hispaniola
Lineage: Eukaryota; Fungi; Ascomycota; Sordariomycetes; Sordariales; Sordariaceae
Exons: 2
Coding region: 135-983 (282 amino acids)
Source: RefSeq, a predicted model, not a curated record
UGCAUUCAAACAAAGAGUCUCGCACUCGACGACAUUCGUUUUCUCAGCAUCACCUACGUGACAGCCCUAUAAACCUAAUCAACCCUCGGACCGUCUUUACUCGAUCGCCAAAACUUCAAAACAAAUCAGUCAAAAUGCAUGUCAAGUCCUUCACUGCUCUGGCGGCUCUCGCCCUCGCUGCUCAGGCCGUUGCCGAGCCCAUCCGCCUUGUAGGCGCGCCCUACAAGGCGGCCAGCAAGAUUCACAAGACCUCGGCCCGUCAGCUGUUCGGUGUCGUCCGUCGCCAGGACAACCCCGGAUACCAGCCCGAGCAGACCGUCUGCGGUACCGGCAACACCUGCGCCGAGGCUUGCGGUGCUGGUUUCGAGGCGUGCGCGUCCAAGGACGACUCGGUUCACUGCUACAACGCCGGCGCCGCUCAGAUCUGCUGCCCUAACGGUUCUGGCAACUCGUGCGAUGCUGGCUACUACUGCGCUGCCGACGCCCAGAAUGAGACCUGGUGCUGCCCCGAGGGCAUGAGCCUUGAGCAGUGCGCCGCCGCCUACAAGGUCGACGGGAGCCUUGUCUCCCAGACCGCCGAGGCCACCUCUACCUCGACUAGCUCUACCUCUACCAGCUCUACCUCCUCGGUCGCCAGCUCCACCUCGACCUCCAGCACCGUCGUGAGCACCACCAGCACCAGCAGCGUCGUUGUCAGCACCACCAGCACCAGCUCCGUCGUCAUUCCCCUCACGACCAGCUCGGUCGCUCUGACCACCUCGUCUGCUCCCGCCAUCACCGUCCCCGCUGUGUCCUCUUCCUCUAUCGUCCUCAUCCCCACUGGCCUCGCCACUGGCGGCGCCCCCUCUGGUGCUAACGGCACCUCUGUCGUGGUUGUCUCUCCCCAGCCCACGCAGUCCGAGGUUGCCAUCGGCGCUGGCAGCGUUGCCAAGCCCGCCGGUGCCUUCCUCCUGGUCGCGGCCGGUCUCGCCGCCCUUCUCUAAAUCCUCGCUGUGGAAUCAAGCCUUUGGACUACUUCGCCGGAUAUCUACCGGUAGCUCAAGGGCACUAUUGCUUUACUACGAGACAUGAGACACGACAGACCGAAUUCGCCAUGGUGGCUCCC